This is a messenger RNA of Anolis carolinensis (green anole), 6475 nucleotides long. Its product is annotated as thyroid transcription factor 1. Gene Ontology annotation, biological process: cell differentiation; regulation of transcription by RNA polymerase II. The transcript has 2 exons. Gene Ontology annotation, molecular function: DNA-binding transcription factor activity, RNA polymerase II-specific; RNA polymerase II cis-regulatory region sequence-specific DNA binding. Gene Ontology annotation, cellular component: nucleus. The coding region runs from base 5088 to 5846 and encodes 252 amino acids. Lineage: Eukaryota; Metazoa; Chordata; Lepidosauria; Squamata; Anolidae. The record is from RefSeq and is a predicted model, not a curated record.
AGAGCACCAGGAGAGUCCUGUGUACAUUGCAUUAUCGAAUUUAAAUUGCAUUCAAUUGCAUUAUGGACCGGGCUGUGGCGCAGCUGGUUAGUAGCCAACUGCAAUAAAUCACUACAGACAGAGAGGUCAUGAGUUCGAAGCAGUUGGAUUGAGCUCCUGAUCAUUAACAGCCUAGCUCGCUGUCAACCUAUGCAGCUCAAAAGACAGUUGCAUCUGUCGAGUAGAAAAUUUAGGUACCACUUUAUGCGGGGAGGCUAAUUUAACUAAUUUGUGACACCAUAAAAAAAAAUUUCCAGCAGCGUGCAGAAGAAUGAAGAAGUACUCCAUCAAGGACUCGGUGUCGUAAGUGGACGGUAAAGCGGCAGCUCCCCCUGUGGCCGAAAUUGGGCAUACCCUCAUGAAGCUGGAAGCUGGAAAAUGUUAAAUUACCUCUUUGUCUGUCUAUAUGUUGCAUAUCUAAUGGCAUUGAAUGUUUGCCAUGUAUAUGUGCGUUGUGAUCCGCCCUGAGUCCCCUUUGGGGUAAGAAGGGCGGAAUAUAAAUACUGUAAAUAAAUAAAUAAAACUUUUUUCUCCCUGUACUGCAAACAUUUGAAGUUUCCAAAGAAAGGUGCAACUUCUAUGUCAAAAGUCAGACGCCAACUGAGAGCAAAAUAUAGUUUAUUAAAGUAAUAGCCCAAAAAUAGUUCAAAGAAUUAGCAGAAACUUAAAACACUUAAAUUUCAGUGUUAUUAAGUAGUUAAAACAGGAGAAAUGCCAAAAACACGCACUGACAUAUAAUUCGGAUUAACCAGAGAUAAAAUCCGGACUAAACAUAAAAUACUUGAACUCAGCCCAAAAACACAAAACAGGCUUGAAAUGGUGAAACAAACAAAAGCAAAUAGCUACGAAGCCCCCAAAACCUUCCCAAAAUUCAGGAGUACGAAAGUAGCUUUGAACCAAAACAAACACCCAAACCGGGCUGGAGAACUCUUUGUUGAGAGCAGCAAAGCAAGCGGAACAGAAAGACGCUGACGAGCCCGCAGCAAACCGCUGCUGGAGCGAAGGCCAAGCUAGUAGUUAAAGGAGCAGAGCAGGAAAACGUUGUCAAGCCGGUCCGAAGUCAGGAUAAGCAGCCAGCGUCAGGGUCACAAGCGAAGCCAGUAGUCAGCAACAGAAAGCAGCCACGGAAUUGAGAACAACGCCACAACACUUUUGGGAGCGAAGAGCAAAGCCGAGUUGAAUUCCAGUCCAAGGAGUUGAAGUCAUCAAAAGAAGGUCCACGUCACGGAAUGGCACAGAGAGCCAGAACAAUGAAGGCGAACAGCAGCUAAUGCAAAAUAGUAAUAACAAUGCAGUCCAGGGAAACCCACACAAUUCCAGCCCUCCGUUGUAGAGUAACCCGGAUCAAACUUACAUCUGUUGCAAAGUCCCAAGCCAGUCUUCAGAAUCACGUACAGGAAACCCAAUGGUGCCCAGCAACACCUUGCCACACGCAAAGCAUAGUGGCCAAACAUCCCCAAUUUAUUUAGGUUUCCUUGGGCGUCCAAACUUCUAACGCCCUAGGGUCAGGUGUCCCAAAUUCUUCAUCAGAAUCUGAGCUCCAAACAGCCAACACCCUUGGAUCAGGCGUCCCAAGCUCUUCAUCAGAAUCAAUAUCAUUCUGCCCACACUGUCCACACCUGUGGAACCACCCUCAUUCCUCCAGGCAGACUAUGUGGGAUCUGCUUCUGAAGAUACCCAAGCCUUUCCAGCAUCAACAGCAUCCAUGGAUCCAGAUUCCUCCCCAAGCCCUUCUGGAGCCCGUGCCCAAUCUAUGCCAGCUUCCUCCGUCACCACUGGUUCCUCAGCAUCCAUUUCCACCUCAACACCCUCUCCCAAAUCCUCACAUGAAACUUCCUCAGAAGAUUCCUCAUCAAUCUCCCUGAUUCUCUUUCUAUAUAAAUCUUCCAGCGAGCCCUCCUCACGAGGAUUCUUCCUUCCUCUCCUGAUUUCAUCAUUAUUAAUUAUUAUUAACAGCCUCAGAAGACUCAUUCACAAGAUUCUACCUGCUUCUUGUUUGUGAACUUUCAGUGUUUUCUCACUCCGAAAAAGAUUUCUCACCAUUUUCAAGAUGCCACAGUGUGACUUUCGUGUCAGCAAAAAGUGUGAUUGCUACAAAAGAAAAGACACAACAAAGGUAAAGUUUUGCUCCCUACCAAGCUUUUGCAGUAGUGAAGCUCCCUGUUUAAGCCACUGAUAUUUAUUUAUAGCUUUCCUCUCUUUGCUUGUGCAGCGAAUCCAGGAAAUAAAAAAGAAUCGUUGUCAGAAGGCUGUCAGAUUUAGCUGGCUCAUUCUUUCCUAAAAUCAUUAAUGCAACUAAGGCAUUUCAUUCCUUCCCCCGUGGAAAAAAAGGAGCCAAACUUGAUCAGAGUCCAAUGAAUGAUCCAGGAAGACAAAAAAGAAUACAGCAGCAUCACUGAAGCCAAGACGGCAUGGAUCUGACCAAGGAAGAUAGAUGGAGAGCCACCAGGAACCCAAUGAAAGAACAAGCUCUAAACAUGAAUAAAUAAUAGGAAGCUGUUGCAUAUUUUAAGAUGUCAAAUUGAAAACUCCAACGCUGAAAGCCGGUUUUGCUGCAGAGAAAAAGAAACACAACUCAGCAUUUUCUCAGGGUUCUGUUUAUGAGCCAGAUCUCUCACACCACCAAAGAUCAAUCCUAAAUCUAUAUCGUCCAAGGUUUGCUUGCUUGCUUGCUCCUUAUAUAUUUAAUUUAUAUCUCAAUAUGGGAUGCAGCGUAGCUCAUAAGUUAAAACAAAAUAGCUAAAAUGACAUGUAGCGCGAAAGCUAAAAACAUGGGACGAUUCAGUUAAAAAUUGGAAUUGAAAUGAUUACAAACAUAAUCAACGCAUAUUAAAAUGGAGUGGGCAGCAAUUACGUACUUACUUAGGUGAUCCCUCGUAACCCGACGAUGAUGGCCCUCCAAAUGUAGUGUCUUGGUGGUGGAUGCGUAGGUGGCUGUGGAGACCUAUUCUUGGCCCGCAGGUUCUUCCGCAGUGAGAACAUCGGUUUCCAGGAGGAAGGUGGUCCUGGUCAGGAUUGGCUUGAUGUGCCUUCCACUUGGCACAUUUCUCCCUUUCGACCUCCAUUCGUGUCUCUUCAAAUUCUGCAGCACUGCUGGUCACAGCUGACCUCCAGUUACAGCACUCAGGGGCCAGGGCUUCCCAGUUCUCGGUGUCCAUGCCACAAUUUUUAAGGUUAACUUUAAGCCCAUCUUUAAAUCUCAUUUCAUUUUCCAUUCUUGAGUUGGGAGUAGAGUAACUCCUUUGGGAUAUGAUGAUCGGGCAUUCGGACAACGUGGAGUUGAUGGCGAAACGUCAUUGUUUCAAUGCUGGUGGUCUUUGCUUCUUCCAGCAUGCUGACAUUUGUCCGCCUGUUUUCCCAAGAGAUUUUCGGAGGUAACGCUGGUGGAAUUUUUCCAGGAGUUGAGUGUGACGUCUGUAAACAGUCCACAUUUACAGGUGUAUAACAGGAUUGGGAGGACAAUAGCUUUAUAAACAAGCCCCUUGGGUAUCCCUACAGAUGUCCUGAUCCUCAAACACUCUCUGCUUCAUUCGGAAAAAUGCUGCACUCGCAGAGCUCAGGAGAUGUUGUAUUUCAGUGUCAAUAUUGACUUUUGUGGAGAUGUGGCUGCCAAGGUAGCGGAAAUGGUCAACAUUUUCUAAUGCUACACCAUUAAUCUGUAAUCCUGGCAUUGUAGAGGGAUUGGCUGACGAUUGCUGGAAGAGCACUUUGGUUUUCUCGAUGUUCAGUGAGAGGCUGAGUUUCUCGUAUGCUUCUGCAAAGGUGUUUAGAGUGACUUGUAGGUCUUCUUCUGAAUGCGCACAGACAUAUUAAUAUGGGUAGGCAGCAAUGGAAGACUAAGGGAAGACAUUCAAGCCAGAGGGAGAGGUGAGUAACAAAUACAAUUAUUAUUAUUAUUUUAUUAUGACACAGCAAACAAGAUAGAUAUGCUGGAUUUCAUAUCACAAAAUCACAAGUCGAACACUUCCCAAGUGUCUAGGACUGUGUGAUGUAUUUUCAGAUGAUGCACGCAGAUCCCAGCAGGGUGGCCUUUUGCAGUUGGCAGAUAGUAAUUUUGUCAAUGUCUAUUGUUUCCAAAUGCCGGCUGAGAUCUUUUGGCACGGCACCCAAUGUGCCGAUCACCACCAGGACCACCUGCACUGGUUUCUGCCAGAGUCUUUGAAGUUCAAUCUUGAGGUCCUGAUAGCGGCUGAGAAAGGCUGGACCACCAUGUCAGACUACACAGAUAAGCCAUUGAAAUCCACAAGCAGGUGGACAAUUUCAACAGAAAGGAGGAAACCAUGGAAAUGAACAAUGUCUGUCUGUCAGCAUUAAAAAACUCUAAAAUCAGGACAGUAAAUAAAGAGCAACACUCAGAAAACAGGGGAAUUCCAGACAGGAAACAAUCAGGGCUAGCUAACACCUCCCAACAAAGGAUCACCCCAGGCAGGAAGCAGCCAGACUUUGAAGCUGCAAGGCCAUUCAAUGCUAAUCAAGGCGGCCAGUUGCAACAUUCACACUUUCCUUAAAAAGACAAGAGUUCUUUCUCUCAACAUGGGCAGUCCACAGUUAUAUACACCUCACUUGCCUCAUUUCCAACUGACCCCACAACCUCUGAGGAUGCCUGCCAUAGAUGUGGGCGAAACAUCAAGAGAGAAUGCUUCUGCAACAUGGCCACACACCGCAACCCAGUGAUUUCGGCCAUGAAAGCAUUCGGCAACACAAUGCUGAUAUUCUUAGGAGAUUCAAACUUUCACCGAAUGAAUAUUCAAGAACGGAAUCUCUUUUUGCUCUCGAUCUUCCUCAGUGUUUUCGAACCAGUUGUGGCUCCCAUUAGCUCUGAGAAUUGGCUACAUCUUCAGUCUGACUGUUUGGUUAAGCUAUUGAAGAAGAAGAAGGGGUGGCUCCACUGUGGGAGGUGGAGUCCUUAAUCCCUGAUAAGGUAGAAAGGAAGAGAGUGGCCCAGUCCCCGCCAGCAUCCCUGGCAUACAAAAGGUUUAUUUGGAAAGAAAGGCCAGUCGCGGUGUGGAGACAAACCCCCAUCCUCCUGCCUUUUCAAACCAGAUCCCAUGGAAGACCUCAAAGGGUUCUCAAUAGAAGCCUUAGAAGACUUUGCCCAGUUUAUGCCCAGCGGAGUUGCCCACCAGCCUAACAUGGGGGGUUCCCGGUUCUCCAUCACGCACCACUACGUCUCCCAGAAUUCGGUGCUGGGGUGUUGCUCAGGAACGUACCCAGGCCCAGCGGAGCUGCCUGCAUAUCCUCAAGACAACUUCAGGAAUGGAGAUUGGUAUUCAGCGGGCACCCCAGACGGAGCCUACUCUUCCAUCUCCAGAUAUGUGGGGACCCCCAGCUACAGCAUGCCUGGAGUGGACUGCCUGGGCUACCUCAGCGAGAUGAUCAAGUCCCCCCAAUUCUUCGCGGGGAACCCCUCCAAGCGGAAGCGGCGGGUGCUCUUCUCCCGGGCCCAAGUCCACGAACUGGAGAAGAGCUUUGAGAUGCAGAAAUACCUGACUGCUCCAGAGCGCGAGCACCUGGCCACCGUGACCCGCCUCACCCCGAACCAGGUGAAGAUCUGGUUCCAAAACCAUCGCUACAAGAUGAAGAAGCAAGCCAAGCUUCAGGGCUCCAAGGCUGGCCAGAUGGGAUCCCACAUGGUUUGUGACGGUAGCCUCAUCGCUCAGCCAGACGGCAGCUACGGUUUUGCCAGAUCUCCGAUGGAGGAGAAGUUCUUUCUUCAGGGCUUGACAACCAGUCCCAUCACCAAGCCUGGCCCACAACCUAUGAAAGAAACUACUGAGAAUGACCUUUCAUUUGGUAAACCAUGGUAGUUUGUGGAGAAACCUUUCCAAAAGACUAAGACUAGACUUUGUGUUGUAACAAAAGGAUAUCCAUCUAGAACGUUCAGCACCUAACAUGAGCAUUUACUUUAUCUUUUACCAACAACACCCAAUGGACAAAAGCUGAUAACAUGUAUCAGAUACUGCAUUGGAAACAUCUCAGCAUUCCAAACUCUCUCAGGAUUGUAUAGAUCUCAGGAGCUGGGCCUGAGUCCCCAAGUUUCAGAAUGACGGGAGGAAUCUCAGAGUGAGAGCACUGCCCUGAAAAUAAUAUAUGUUUAUUUACUAUUGAGACUGGUUGAUGCAAACUGUUUUGGAGUGGAUAUGGUCAGCUCUCCAGAGAUUGAUCCUCUGCCAUCUCACUCCUUGUUUGCUGCUUUGUAAACAGAGUCUAUUUCUCAAUAAAUUGGUUUGAAGAGCCUCUCAAAAAGUACAUUCGUCAUACACUACUGUCGUUUUCUUAAUUUUCUUGAACAGCAUUGUAAAUUUAGUACUAGUUCAUGAGUCACUGCAUUUCCAGUAUCAAUGAAACUGCAUUCAUUUUGUAACUGCUGAACUCCGUAUUAUUAAUUACCUCAUCCACGAAACAUAAUAAUAAAUCUGUGUUGGCAUUGAUUGGA